Messenger RNA from Galleria mellonella (greater wax moth), 3846 nucleotides. RefSeq names its product isoleucine--tRNA ligase, cytoplasmic (gene IleRS). Gene Ontology annotation, molecular function: aminoacyl-tRNA deacylase activity; tRNA binding; isoleucine-tRNA ligase activity. The coding region runs from base 121 to 3759 and encodes 1212 amino acids. Gene Ontology annotation, biological process: isoleucyl-tRNA aminoacylation. The transcript is spliced from 4 exons. The record is from RefSeq and is a predicted model, not a curated record. Lineage: Eukaryota; Metazoa; Arthropoda; Insecta; Lepidoptera; Pyralidae.
UUCUCCAGUCUCCAAGUUGUCAGCUUAUUUGCCGCGUGGAUGGAAAUCGUGAGCAAUUAGAUAAUCAUGGAUUAAAAUUAGAAAUAAAUAAUAAAAAAAGCCCUCUAUACAAACUUAACCAUGUCACUUAAAGUAGAACGAGUUCCAGAAAAUAUAGAUUUUCCUAAGGAAGAAGAAAAAGUACUGAAGUUUUGGAAGGAUAUAGAUGCUUUUCAAACUUCUCUGAAACAAUCGAGAAAUAAACCAAGAUACUCAUUUUAUGAUGGACCACCAUUUGCUACUGGACUACCACAUUAUGGACACAUCCUUGCUGGAACUAUUAAGGAUGUUGUAACACGUUAUGCCCACCAACAGGGUUUCCAUGUAGAAAGACGUUUUGGCUGGGACUGUCAUGGACUUCCUGUAGAAUUUGAAAUUGAUAAGACUUUAGGUAUCAAGGGCCCUGAGGAUGUAGAAAAAAUGGGUAUUGAUAAAUAUAAUGCCAAAUGUCGUGAAAUAGUAAUGAAGUAUUCUAAUGACUGGGAAAUGAUCAUCACUAGAAUGGGACGUUGGAUUGACUUCAAAAAUGAUUACAAAACACUUUACCCCUGGUUCAUGGAGUCCAUUUGGUGGGUAUUUAAAGAACUUUACAAUAAGGGUUUGGUAUACCAAGGUGUGAAAGUUAUGCCCUACUCUACUGCUUGUUCAACACCACUUUCUAAUUUUGAAUCUGGACAAAACUAUAAAGAUGUAGUUGAUCCAGCUGUUGUAGUUUCAUUUCCUACAAAUGAAGGCUUUACAUUAUUAGCCUGGACAACUACUCCAUGGACAUUGCCUAGUAAUUUAGCUCUCUGUGUCAAUCCUAAACUGACAUAUUUGAAAAUACAAGAAAAAUCAACUGGCACAAUAUAUGUACUUCAAGAAGCAAGGUUCCCAGUUAUUUUUAAGAAUGUGGAAGAUUUUCUUAUACUUGAAAAAUUUCUUGGUGAAAAAUUAAAGGGUGUUAAGUACACUCCUAUAUUUGACUAUUUUGUUGACUGCUGUCCUAAAGCUUAUCAGGUAUUGACAGAUACUUAUGUCACAGAUGAUUCUGGUACUGGUAUUGUACACCAAGCCCCUUACUUUGGAGAAGACGAUUUCAGAGUUUGUCUUGCUGCAGGAAUUAUUACAAAAGAUCAGGAUAUAAUUUGCCCAGUAGAUUCAAGUGGAAAAUUUACUGAACCAGUUAAAGAUUUCUUGGGACAACACGUUAAAGAUGCCGACAAAAAUAUUAUAGCAAAUUUAAAAGCACGCAAUAGGCUAAUACAAGCUGGUCAGGUUAAACAUAGUUACCCUUUUUGUUGGCGGUCAGAGACACCACUAAUAUACAAAGCUGUACCAUCUUGGUUUAUUCGAGUUGAACAAAUGAACCAAGAUCUUCUGAAAUCUAGUGAGGCUACAUAUUGGGUUCCAGAAUAUGUCAAAGAAAAGAGAUUUGGUAACUGGCUUAAAGAUGCUAGAGACUGGGCUAUUAGUAGAAACCGUUAUUGGGGCACUCCUAUACCUCUGUGGAUUUCUAGUGACAAACAAGAAGUUGUCUGCAUUGGAAGCAUUGCUGAAUUACAAGCUCUCACUGGAAAAGAAGUCAGUGAUCUUCAUAGGGAAAAUAUUGAUCAUUUAGAGAUACCCUCAUCACGCCCUGGACACCCGCCACUGAAACGAGUUCCUGAAGUAUUUGAUUGUUGGUUUGAGUCUGGUUCAAUGCCAUAUGCACAAUUUCAUUAUCCCUUUGAGAAUAAAAAAGAAUUUGAAGACAUAUUCCCAGCAAAUUUUAUUGGUGAAGGUAUCGAUCAAACAAGGGGCUGGUUUUAUACUCUUAUUGUCUUAUCAACAGCUUUGUUCAACAAGCCGCCUUUUAAAAAUCUGAUUGCUAAUGGACUUAUUUUAGCUGCUGACGGACAAAAAAUGUCAAAGCGAAAGAAAAAUUAUCCUGAUCCAUUAGAAAUCGUCAAUAAAUAUGGCGCUGAUGCCUUACGACUUUACCUUGUUAAUUCUCCUGUUGUAAAAGCAGAAAAUCUUCGUUUUAAAGAAGAAGGUGUUAGAGAUGUUAUCAAAGAUGUUUUUCUACCGUGGUAUAAUGCUUUCCGUUUUCUAAUGCAAAAUGUUGAAAGAAUUGUUCAAGAAGAUAAAAUAAAUUACAAGUUCAAUGCAAAAGCAAAUAGAGAAAAUGUUAUGGACAAGUGGAUAACCUCAUUUACACAAUCUUUGAUUAAUUUUGUGAAAAAGGAAAUGGCUACUUACAGAUUGUACACUGUGGUACCCAGACUAACAAAGUUUAUAGAUCAUCUUACCAAUUGGUACGUUAGAAUGAAUAGAAAGAGGCUAAAGGGCGAAAAUGGCGUAGAAGACUGCCAGGUGGCUUUAGACACUUUAUUUGGCGUUUUAUUUGAUAUGAUAAGGGUGAUGGCUCCAUUUACUCCUUUUUUGACAGAAUUAAUGUAUAAGGUUUUACGUCAAUUACUUCCUGGAGAAUCACUCGAAAGUUUGCAUUUCAACAUGAUCCCUGAACCGAGGCUGGAUUUAGUAGACACAAACAUAGAAAGAGCCGUGCAAAGAAUGCAAAUUGUAAUUGAACUAGGCAGAGUUCUAAGAGAUCGCAAAACUAUCCCUAUCAAGUAUCCAUUACCUGAAAUGAUUGUAAUUCAUCGUGAUCAGACUUAUCUAAAUGAUGUAAAAUCCUUGGAGACAUAUGUUUUGGAAGAAAUGAAUGUAAAGAAGGUGCAAUUAACUAGUGACAAAGAAAAAUAUGGCAUCACAUUAAGAGCUGAACCAGAUCAUAAAGUUCUUGGUGUGCGUUUAAAGGGUAAUUUUAAAGCCAUAACUCAAGCUUUAAAAGAUCUCAACAAUGAACAAUGUGAAAAGCUUGUUGCUAAUGGAUCCAUCGAAUUGCUGGGACAGCAUAUUGAUGUUUCUGAAGUUAGACUCAUAUUUCAGGCAAAAGGUAAUGAUCAAUUUGAAGCUCAUAGUGAUAACGAUGUAUUAGUUCUAUUAAAUGUAACUCCUGAUCAAGACAUGUUGGACGAAGGGUUUGCAAGGGAAAUCAUAAACAGGGUUCAAAAAUUGAGGAAAAAGGCACAUUUAGUACCUACUGAUGAAGUAGAUGUUUAUUAUUCUGUUGGAAAAACCAGUGAUAUUGUACGUAUAUUGAAUGUGCAUAGAGAUUUUAUCGAGACAACGGUAAAAGCUCCACUUAUUCCUAUAGAAAAAUUGUCGUCUUCUAAAACAGUGAUUAUUGAAGAAACUCAGGAACUUAAAGGUUCUCAACUAAAAUUGGUAAUAACAUGGCGAAAGGAGGUAGAACUACCUACAAAACCUUGGGCUAAUAUUCUUUUACAGGGUUAUAAUCCUCGAUUAGGUGUGUCAGCCAAUAAGGCUAGCAUCAUUCUAAAAAAUGUAGAUGACAGCUACAUUACUCUGGACAAUCUUUACAAGGAGGUUCAAAUCUUGUUUGGUCUUUAUGGAAUAAAGUUUACAUUAUGGUGCGAUGGUGUUGAAGUACAUGAUACAAGAAACUUGAAUUCUAAAACUAUAGUUGUAUCAUCAUCGAAGCCAAAAGAUUUAGAAAAACAGAGCACACCAUUCUGCAAGUUUGUUAACAUUGCAAAUGGAACCAAAAAGGCAACAUUGUUCUUGGAGAAUCCAUUGGGCAAAGCGACACUCGCCAAGAAACAAGCUAUACAAUUCGUGUCAGACUGUUUAGGCAUUAAGAUUACAGACCUUGAUAAUAAACUAUUUCAGUAAGAUUAUGAAUCGUCGAAGAUAAUGAUAAAAGUAUUGGUUUUCUGUAGUAAUGCUUAUUAUUUUAUUAAAUUAUUUGCUUAUAUUAAA